GUUUUUAGUUAUUAAAAUGCCCAUUUAUAAGUAUUUGUUGUAUAUUAUGUAUUUAAUUUGAUUUUGCUUGAAUGGCAUUGGAAUAUGUUAUUAAUUUCUUCUAUUUUCACAUGCAAGUUUGAAUUUUUUUUUUCUCGACUCUACUUUUGUGGAUGAUUUUGCUAUCAGGGCUGUUUGGUUUGAUGAAAUAGGUUUUCUCAAAAAAAAAAAAAAAAAUUCCUUUUUUUUAAUUUUUUUUUUUUUUAUUUUACUUGUCAAUUUUGUUUAAUUUGGUGGUAGGCUUAAGGGGAAGAGAGUUUUAAUUUUAGGGAGUGAGAAUUGAACCCUGUUUCUCAAUUUUACAAUUAAUUUGAAAUGAAAAUUUUGGUUGGAAAAUCCAUUUUUAUUAUUUUGAAACAUUUUCCUCCAAAUUUAAAAGGGGUGUUUGGCAAAUGGGAAUGGAGAUUACCCAUGGAAGCUGUUUUACUAUUAAAUUGUUAUGUCAAUCCAAACACCCCGUAAAUUUGAAACUAGAAAGUUUUAGGAGAAAAUGUAACACAAAUGCAAUGUUUGAGUCUUUGAGACAUGGAUGGUUGGAUGACUAAUGAAUGACAUAGUUUGUGCUAUUUUGUGCAUGUCAAAGUACCAAGCAGAAACUUUGUUUUAAUGAAAUGAAAAUGAAAAAUAAAAAAGCUUAUGCUUGGUUCCUUGACAUAGACAAGACAUUGUAAGAGACUUUUUCUGGUAAGAUGACCUCAAAAUAAGGAGCUCAUAUUCUAAUAAUUGUAUUAGUUGGGGUAUUAAGCCAUGUAUGAAAAACGUCUCACAAUGAAAGCGUCUCAACCAAGAAUUUGUGUUCUUUUAUUAGUAACACUGAAUUCGAUUAGGGUGUAGAGUAUAUAGAGGUAUACGUUUGGCCGUAUUUUCCAGUUUGGAUCUGAAGACACUGGUUCUGGUGUUUACGCAAGCACAAGUGAAGCAUAUACAUGCUCUAUUACUAAUUUGUUAUAUAUAAUAUAAAGGCUAAUGAAGGAUCACAAAAUCAAGUAAACUUUAUGGUUAAAGAGUAUAAAUGAAAUUUGAGGUUUGUGUUUGAAUCUUUAUACAAUCCUUCAAUUUUUCAAGUCCUAACUUGCAAAAUUUUCUCAUCUAUAAACAAGUAUUUAGAAUUUUAACCUUUUUAUGAAAUUAAUUUGCUAGUGUAUAUUUUUCACCAUAAUUUUUUUGCUAUUGACUCCCCCGGUUAAAAUUUUGGCGUCGCCCCUGCAGGCAUUUUCUUCUUUGAAAUUUGUAGUUGGAUCUAAGUCGAAUAGGGUCGAUUUCCCAUCAAUUAGUUGAAUUUGAUGUAGCACUUUGAACUACUUAGACCGAAUCAGUUUGAGUCAGGUGAUUUUGGUUUCGAUUUAGAUUGACAUUCCCAUGACCAAGACUCAAUUUUAUAUAUUUUAACUGUUAGAGGGCGCUUUUAAGAUUGCCCAUCAUUUAGUCGAAUUCGAUGUAGCACUUAGGACGACUUAGAAGUGACAAUCUGAAACCAGACAGGAUUAUUCAUACUAAUAAUAUGCUUUGUCGUUUUACAAAUACUUUCUCAGUUUUCUUUAAAUGAAUCAUGAAGUGAUGCAUGAGUUUCUAGAAGAGCCCAUAUGAUAAAGAAACUUAUAGAAGUGAAUGAAUAGAUCAAAUGACCCAUAUGAAGAGGAUUGAAAAUAAUGUAUAGAGGGAAUACUCUAAGGUUAUGUUACCAAUUUAGAAAAUGAGGCAAGUAAGCAACUAUCGAAAAUUAUUCUAAAGGAAAGUGAUCCAAAUGAAUAAACGUACGUAAAACAUUAUUUUUGGUCAGUUUGUUUAUUGUGUUGGGUUCACCCUCGCAGAAUCCUCGAUAAAUCUUUUUUUUUCUUGGGUACAAUAAGUAUCAUGAUUGUUAAGCUGGAAACAGUUUGCAUUAACGUACAUACGAGUGAUAUGAUUACCUACCUCUUUCUUGAACAAAGUUAUCCCUGCAUGACACAGUUCUGUUUUUUUAUCUAAAGAAUGGACUAAAAGUAAAAUUCACUCAUUUCAACUUUUGUGCAAGAUAUACAUUGACUUAAUACUUUUCUACGUUGGUUUGUGCUGGCUGCAAUGGAGAACAAGCGUAAGAUAUCAUUCAGGAGAGGGUCCUUCGUGAAAGUUCUCGAUGACAACUACACCGAAAAACUGGCAAUGCCCCCAUCUUUCGUUAAUAUCUUUGAAGGAGAAAUACCACCUUGGUUCAUCUUAGAGAUUUCUGGAUCCAGAAAAUGUUGGAGGGUAGAUGUGGAAAAUGAUGAAAACGGCAGGGUGUAUCUCAGUUAUGGUUUUAAUUGUUUUAUAAAAGCACAUUCCCUGGAGGCUGGAAAUUUCUUGCUCUUUGAGUAUGAAAAACCAUCUAUUCUCCAAGUGAAAAUAUACGAGAAGGAUGGAUCUGAAAGAGCAAAUGAAUCGACUUUCGAGUUGGAAUAUGAAAUUAGAGCCUCUGAAUCUCCAAAACAAACUCCGAAAAUCCAUGAGGGCAGACCCACUGAAUCUCCAAGACAAACGUCGAUAAUCCAUGUAGGUGGGUACGCUGAAUUUCCAAGACAAACACCAAUAUUCAAUGACGUUGGAUACUCGGAAACUCCAAGACAACCACAGAUAAUUCGUGAAGUUGGACCCUUUGAUUCUGCAAAGCAAUCUAUGAAAGUCCAUCAAGAAGAACUAACUUUAUGGACAGCAUUGCCUUCUAAGUCCAGAAUCCACGAAGGUGAACGCUCCGAAUCUCCAAGACACCCGCCAAUAGUCCAUGAAGGUGAACAUGCUGGGACUCCAAGACAACUACCCAAAAUCCGUGAAGUUGGACGCUCUGAAUUUUUGAGACAAACUCCGGGAGUCCAGGAAAAACAAGUAACUCCAUGGCCUAGAGUGCCUUCUAUUCGAUAUGGAGCAUGUGAGAUUCAGAGGAACGUUAUCAACACUACUAAAAGGAAGAAAUGUAUGAUGACAGCUACUGGACAAAAUGCAUGUUUCUCUUUGACUUGGAGAAAGGCCAGCCACUUCCUUUAUUAUGUGACAAUUCCAAAGCCAAUCCUAGUUGGGAAGACAUACUCCAACAAAGAGACAGUGUUACUUAAGGACACCGAAGGAAAUAGCUGGCCGAUGGAGCUGAGAGUAAGGCAAGAUGGUCGUGUGGAUUUAGCUAAAGGAUGGAGAGAGUUUGUUAAUGACAGUGAUUUAAUGACGGGUGAUGUGUUGAUUUUUGAGUUUUUGUCUAACAAUAUGAUUCAAGUUCAAGUCGUACGGGCUAAUCAAGUUGUUAAUCCUUCUGAAAGAGAACAAGACAGGAAAAUCGAACCCAAACAGCUUUUUAAUACACCGUAUGAAAACGUGGAGCCGACUACUAACCGUACCAUUCCUAAUAAUACACCAGUAACUGUAGGCAAUGCCAGAGUUGCUUCAGAAAUCAAAAGUUCAUCAUUCUCUGUAACUUGGAGUCUGCUAUCAAGAAAUACAUAUUUGAACAUUCCAAAGGCAAUUGCCAUUAAGCAAAAGUUGGUGGACAAAGACAUAGUGGUGCUAUGUGAUCCAGAAGGAAGGAAAUGGUCGAUUGGAGUUAGAACUAGACCGUCAGAUGGGCGUAUAGGAUUAGGCCACGGAUUGAGUGAUUUCCUGAAAGCGUAUGGAAUCGAUGUUGGCGACACUCUAAUAUUUGAGUUUGUGACGGAGCGUAUGAUCAAAGUACAUAUAAUUAAAGCUUGUGGAUUGAACCAUUUUGUUUCAGGAGCUAGUGUGAAACAAGAACUGGUGAGUCUUGACUUACCCAUGGAGGUGGGACCAUGGUUGAUUCAUGAUGCUCCUGAAGACCUGAACCAUGUUUAACAACUUCUAAUGCAGUGACUGUAAGUCUGUAACAUACUAACUGUAAGAGCAAUAUCUUCCCCUGCCUAGUGCCCACUUUUAGAUGCAUAAUAAGCUCAAAAGGUGAAGAUUUAUUGGUAGAAUUUGAGGCUAGAUUUCUUGUAA
Messenger RNA from Amaranthus tricolor (Joseph's coat), 3996 nucleotides. RefSeq lists its product as uncharacterized. Gene Ontology annotation, molecular function: DNA binding. The transcript has 6 exons. Bases 2101 to 3852 code for a protein of 583 amino acids. NCBI's taxonomy places the organism in Eukaryota, Viridiplantae, Streptophyta, Magnoliopsida, Caryophyllales, Amaranthaceae. The record is from RefSeq and is a predicted model, not a curated record.